Diabrotica virgifera virgifera (western corn rootworm) is the source of this 15486-nucleotide messenger RNA. It is a transcript of the gene Trc8, whose product is annotated as protein TRC8 homolog. The transcript has 2 exons. The record is from RefSeq and is a predicted model, not a curated record. Gene Ontology annotation, cellular component: endoplasmic reticulum; endomembrane system. Gene Ontology annotation, molecular function: ubiquitin protein ligase activity. Bases 118 to 2079 code for a protein of 653 amino acids. Gene Ontology annotation, biological process: ERAD pathway. Lineage: Eukaryota; Metazoa; Arthropoda; Insecta; Coleoptera; Chrysomelidae.
AUUUUUUCAUUCCGCACAAGUGUCGUCAAUGACGUUUGUCAGUUUGAAAGGGCCCACAAUAAAAAUACAUAUUACGAAUUUUUAAAAGAAAAUUUUUGGUGUCUUUAUUGCAAUGAAAUGUCGUUCCGGGGGAGAGUAUUAGGCUUUGUGGAAGUGGUUUUAAGAGUGCCCCCUUUGUUUGUGAUCGACGAGAUACUGAGAGUAGGACUUCUUGGCAUAGUAGAGCUGUCAGACCAAGAAUAUUUGCAGCAAAGUGAGGAAUUAUUAGCAGCUAAGGAACAGUACAAAUACAAUAAUGUUACGACUACGGGGACCAGCGAGACCUUCGAUCCAUUGGUCUACAGAUUUAUCCUCAUGUCUUUUAUCAGGCUGAUAAUAAGUACAAUAGGUUGUGUAACAGCAUUAUGCCUCUUCAUACUGAGCACGAAACACCUGAUGGUGGUCUACAUGUACCUCAUGUCCGUCGGACUGGUGUUCGUCUCUUACUGGACCAACGUCAACACCGUCAACACAGCACUGAACCUGGAGACCUUCGGAAACGGAACGCUCAACAUCAUCAACGUGGUGUCACUCAAUUUGGAACAACUAUUCCAGCACAAAGACUACUUCUACAACAUCGUCCAAAAUUACUUCAUUCAAAUUUUGUUGUCUAUUAUAUUUACUAACAUCCAUCUGGGACCCAGGAAUCCACUAUUGCAGAAAGUGUUACCGAUAGCGUUUCUGGUACCUUCAGUUCUGGUGAUUUUGCCUACACCUCCGUUAUUGCUGUCCCACAUACCAAUGGUAGCUGCGCUGAUACCUCUAGCUCUAGUCAAAUUCGUUCUAUGUACGUCUCUUCUACAAAUAAUCCAUUCCAUAUACUCAGGCUACCUCCAAGCGAAGAAUUUUGUGUCCAACUUUGGCAUGUCUGCACUCGUCGAAUCGGAGUGGUUAAGGCUGAACGUACCAGAAGUACUGAGAACCUUCUGGAUGCUGCGAGUACUAGAAAACGCCGCCAUUUUCUAUCUGUCAGGAUAUUGGAACAUAGAUGACGGACACUCUCCGUAUUUCAGACUCAUGAAGUACUUGAUGGUGACAGGUUGCGAUACUUUGACAGCGGUACUCGGAAUCACCAGCGUGGUAUCUUGUAUGUGCAAUUUCAUCGGAAAAUUCUUCCAGUGGGUGUUGUUGACUGACGAUGAAAACGACAAGAAUUUCGGAACCGUUUCAGCGAUAGUAUUCUACAUACUAGCUCUACAGACCGGAUUAACAGGGCUUGAACCUGAAGUACGAUUUGUACGAUUGUGCAGAAACUUUUGCUUACUGUUCACAGCCCUCUUGCACUUCACUCACAACGUGGUCAAUCCUCUGUUGAUGAGUUUGAGCGCCUCACACAAUCCUUCCUUGAAAAAACACCUGCACGCCCUUUUGGUAUGCCUAGUACUAGUAAUUUUACCUAUAUUGCUUAUGUACUACUUGUGGAAGACUCAAGAAACUUCUACGUGGCUACUAGCAGUGACAGCCUUUAGUAUAGAAGUCAUAGUUAAAGUAUUCGUGUCUUUAGCUAUUUACUCACUAUUUCUUCUUGACGCUAGAAGAGAAACGUUCUGGGAAAAGCUUGAUGACUAUAUUUAUUACAUACGAGCAUUUGGCAACACCAUAGAGUUCUGUUUUGGCAUAUUUUUGUUCUUUAAUGGAGCGUGGAUCUUGUUAUUUGAGAGCGGCAGUGCCAUAAGAGCUGCUAUGAUGUGCAUCCACGCUUAUUUCAACAUCUGGUGCGAUGCCAAAGCAGGCUGGUCAGUCUUCAUCAAACGAAGGACUGCAGUCAACAAAAUAGAGUCCCUGCCGGAAGCCGACAGGGAGCAGUUGCGUCUAUUGGACGACGUGUGCGCCAUCUGUUACCAAGAGAUGCAGAGCGCCAAAAUAACCAAAUGCAGGCACUUCUUCCACGGAGUCUGCCUCAGGAAGUGGCUCUACGUCCAAGACAGAUGCCCUCUCUGUCACGAGAUCCUUCAUGGCAUCGAAUCGGACGAGAGGAAAGAGACGAACCAACAAGCGGUCAACGCCAACGUGGCAGAAGAACACAACUACGAUAGGUGAUAGGAUUUAGACAAUGUGAUAUAGGUUAAUUUUAUGAAAUGAGCUUGGAGGGUACAGGACUGUUAAUCGUCACCACGAACCACGUUUUUAUUGGCUGUUAAUUGACUUUGAGAAAAGAUAUUUAUUGAUCUGAUAAGAAUAUAUACGAUAUACAUGUAAAUUGUUAUCAGUAAAGUUGGCAGUUUCAGUACAGGUUUGUACAGAUUAAGUUUACUACUUUUAUACACAUAGCUCAUACCUUUAUGGACUCUCCAUAGCUCAUACCUUUUUAUUUGCUCGCCAUUUCUUCCUUUGGUUCCAGUCCAGCUACUUAAUAUUACGUUCAUAAGUAUUUUGAUCAAUCUAAAUCCGGUCACCUACCAUUUUGAGGAAUUUGACACCAUUAAUCAAGGUUUUUUCUUUUCUCGAUUUAUUUUCACGUGAACUGUCUAGAACUGCUUUUUCAGGCCACCUAUGUAAACACCUGCAACUAUUAAUUAUGUUUUUCUAAUCGUGCUGCACGUGGGUAAUUGUCCAGGCUGGAUGCAGGUAUUCUCAUGUAUAACCUGCAACAACAGGUCUAGACAUGAGAAAACUGACAAGUGGUUUCUAGCGUCAGUACAAAUAGAGACAAAUAAAGGACCUGAUUAAUGGUAUCAAGUUUGGUAUUUGGACAAUGGGGUUAAUUCCUGGAAGUUCAGGUGGCCUAAAAAAGAGGACCAGACAGGAAGACAAAUUAUGUCGAAUUUCGCAGAAUCGACAUGUUCACCAGACCUCUCUCAUUUACUGUCUAUUUUGAGACUUUUGAUCUUAAUCAUACAACGUUGAUUCGUGAUACUGUUUUAUUUGACUCUUCACUUUUUCGCCUACGACAAUUUGAUUUAAAACGAAGAUAACACUAUUGUGGUAUGCAAAUUUCAAUACUAAAGGUAUCUUUUAGUGUUAAAAUCAAUCAAUCAGCCAUGUGAUGGGUGACCGAAGUUAUCUUUAACGUUUGAGUUAAAGUUAAGAUUACUCUCAGGAAUAACGAUGCCCAUAAUGAGAUAGUUAUUUCUUUAACGUUAUAUUAGAAAUAACAUUUGAGGAACAAAGUUUGAAGUAACAAAGAGAACCUUAUGUAGAAAUAGUACAAGUUGGAGUGACAGCGAGAGAUUGUUCGGAACAUGCUACAGGAUGGGUAGAUGACCGUAAAAGUAAAUACCCAUCGUUACGGGUUCGGUUGUGUUUCAAACGGUAGAUAAAAACAGGAUUGCCAGAUUGGUGUAUUUUCCCACAAUUUUGGGGUAAUUUGAAAGCGUCUAGGGUUUUCUAAGCAGAAAUUGUAGUGAAAUUUUUUGUGGGCGGAAAAUUAUGAAGGAUUUUAAGGGGUCAUGGUAAAUUAAAUUUGCGAAUUUACGUAGAACUGUAUAUUAUACUCCCAUAUAAUCGAAGACGAUAGGAACUAUGAAUUAUUUCCAUGGCUCUCGUUGAUAAGUAGUAUAAUUUUGGUUUACUGUUCUCUUCAUUUGACUACUAAUUUAUUAAAAUUCGGCAAAAAUUUCAAUUUGGGGCAUUUGAGCUUCAAUUUGAGGGAAUUUCAGUUUCUAAGUGGGAGAUUUAUAAAAUAUCAUCUAGCAACUCUGGAUAGAAAGAUCAGUAGGUACUUAAAAUACAAUUUCAAUUUAUAUCUUUCGAUUUGAUUUUUGUAUAAUUUUUAAAAUUGUAUUACACUUCUAUUCUUAAUUAUUAAAUUAUUAGCUUCUAAAUUCACUUGAUUUCUGUCUAAAAACAAGUCAAAAGAUGAAACCAACUUUACAUAACUACAGAGUUAUCUCAUAAAUGACAUAAAAUGACAGUUGAUAUAUACUACAAGAGAACUCAAGAACUGUCAAGAAAUAACGCAAGUAAUUAAGUUAAAUAUGAUACAUCACACCAAUUCGAUGAUUAUAACUUAACUACAGUUUAACUUUACGUUAAAGAUAACUUCGGUCAUCCAUCAUACGGCUGAAUAUUUUAUCCUGUAAGCCUAUAUCGAUCUUGUUAUUCAUUUUACAGUGAAAUCUGAAAUAGACUUUUAUUGUUUUCUUUGGUUAGAAUGAUAUUCCAUAUCACUCCAUAGAGUGCUUUCGUGGCUUGUUUUCCCCGUGCUAUUUUCGUUUCUAUAUUAUUCAAACAACUACCAUCGUGGCUUAUCAUUGCCCUAAAUACUUCUAAGUCUUACAACUCUUAAUAGUCUCUCUUCUUCUAAACUUAAGUUCAAAUCUGCUACCUCGGGAUCCGGUCCUACAAAUAUUUAUCUUUCAUAUUCUUCCUUUACUUUUAUUAGUAUACAUUCCAUGUGUUUCUUUUCGAAAUCAAUAAUUGAACUCGAGUAUCAUAGAACGUUUCUCAAAAAUUGUUCUGCUUUUGUAAUAUUUAUUUUUUCGGAGUUCCUUUUCUCUUCUUUUCCCUUACCCUUUUAUCCUCAAUUUUAUAUUUUUUAUUUUUCUGCGUUGUAUCUGCCUCCUAUCCUCAUCAAAGAGAUUUUAUUUUGAAAACUUUAAACCUUCUUGGUAUAUCGUUUCAUUCAAUUUAUUAAAGAAAAUGACUGGAUUGUGAAAAAUUGACUUGAUAUUAUAGUUUUGACAUUGUGUGUUGUCACUUGUCAUUUAAGUCAUAAGUGAUGCUAGUAAAAUCUAACACGUAAUAUACAAGUAGUUUGCCUAUAUAUAUGAUGCCAAAUGUUCCUCUAGAUUCCUGCUUCCUUUUGUCGACUUUUUAUAUUUGUUUUUAUUCUGUUGUACAAUUUUUUAACAUAUAUUUAACUUUGACGUUCAAUUUUCUAGUAAUUUCUACGUCUCUGACAUAAAUAUCCAAUUUUCUCCUUUGUAUAAUUUUUUGCCACUUAGAAAUGUUCAUAAAACCUAACACACCGUAAUCACCUGGUUUGUCCUAUAUAAACGACGUAAAUCUGUUUUUACUCUUGAUCUAGAUUGUAUUUUUGUACAAAAAAUAAACCAAACAAUGUACAUAUUGUUCUUAUGGCUAAUUUUAUGAUAAGUGUACCGAAACUCCCCCACAGAUCUCCCUUUGAGGGACUUUCUCCUUAUGAGGGAGAUCUAUGUUUAGCAGUGGACAAAUGAAGAUUGAAUGAUGAUGAUGGUGUACCGAAACUGUCAAUUUUUAGUAUUAAGGGGUGGCGCGGAGUAUAGGUCUCAGAAAAUUGUGUGAAUACGGUAAAAAUGAUAGUUUUCAUACUUUAACGGAAAAAUUGUGUGUUGAUUAUUUGCCAGUGCUAAAUUAAAACGAUAGUGAAGUAUCAGAACAAAGCAAACGAAUAGUAUAAUGUUAAAUUGAGCAUCGAUUGUCGAAUAAUAGCUAGUGAUUUCACUAUAUUCUUCGAAUUAUGAUUUUUUUUCUUUCUUUAGUCCAAGUUGCCAUUGUUUUUCUUACUUUUCCUCAAAAUAUUCCCUCUACUAUUUUCCCGCCAUAUGUGGCUUAUUUCUUUCAUCAACGACUUUAUUUUGAAAACUUUAAAUAUUCUUUCUAUCUUUCGAUUCAAUUUAGUACCGAAAGGCGUACAUCAGCUUGUAGGGUCCAAGUAACUAUAAAAAAUUACUCAAACGUGAAAAAUUGAUUUGAUAUUAUGCUUUUCACGUCAUCACUGUCACUUGUCAUUUAUCCUUAACCUCAAAAUAUGUAAAUAUGUUGUAAAUUCAAUCGAUUAAUGAAAUGGCUACUUUUGCUUUGUUUUGAUACUUUUUUCUCAUUUUAAGUUAUAUGUAAUUAAAAAACAAAUCUGAAAUAAUAGAAAACCUGCUAAAAAUUAAUUUUUUCGCUCUUAGAGCAAAAGCUUGCCAAACAGAUCUACUUUUUUUACCAUUUCAGAUAGUUUUCCCUGAAUACAAAAUAAAAAUUUGGAAGCAGUCCAAAGAAGAAAACUAUAUUGCUUCUAUCUAUAGUAUAUAGUAUGUACACGUUGGCUAGUGAUACUGUGUAAAGAAACUUUUUGAUAUUCGUUUUUUUUUCUUCAAAGUCAAUAUUUAAACGUGAGUAUAAUAUGGCGUUUCCCAAAAAUUGUUUUGCUUUUGUUAUAAUAUUCCCUUUCCUUCUUUAUUUUUUCUUUCUUUCCCACCUUUGCCUUAUUUUUUCCUUUUUUCACUUUUUUUCCACCAUAUCCGCCUUCCCUCUUUAUAAAUGACACUUUAUUUUAAAUACUUUAAAUCUUCUUGGUAUGAUUUGAUUCAAUUUAGUAUUUGAAGUCAGAUCAAGUUAUAAGGUCCAAAUAAAUAAAGAAACUAACAGGAAUGUGGAACCCUUUUGUUAAUAUUGUGCUUUUGGCAAUGUCGCUGUCAGUUGUCAUUUAACCUAACCUCAAAAUGGGAAUGAGGGAAACGACUAUGAUAUUCUAUGUUGAUUGCUGAUGCCAUCUAAUUAUUUUAUUGAUAGUGAGCGAAAAUUACCGAAAAAAUCAAGAAAUAUCUCAAAAAGUCUAUUGAAGUGUUACUUCACACAGAGUUAUCUUAACAACUCAAGAAACAAACUAUUUCAUUUCUAAAACAUUUAGACCCGUUUGACAAACUUAGUCAGCGAUAGUGAAUUGGUCAUUUUAAAUUUUGACAAUGGAAUUUUAACUAAAGACUCCAAAACAUGUUACAUACAUAUACAUAAAGCUUAGCGUGAAUGUCUGUCGUAGUGAUGUAUAAAAUUCCAUUGUAAUUGAAAUAAUUUCUGAUAAUUACAAGAACAAUACCUCUAUAAUCUUACACUAUGUUUUAUACAUAAUGUUCACUAUAGAAACUUCUAAAAGAAUUUCAAUGGUCGCACAGUCGCCUUAUCCACCGUAUGUCCACUCCAACUUGACUUUUUUCAUCUCUAAGAAUCCGGUAUCGCCAUUUUCAAACAAUAAAUGCCCAAAAAGCUGCAACAAAGAGCGGGAAAUCGUUUUUACUCUUGUAACAAAGAACUUACCAAUUAUUUUAACCUAAUGGCCACGGUACCCACCAGAUAUAACUCCUCUUGACUUUUUUGUAUUUCAGACAAUCCGGGAAGGCGAUUUUCAGACACCAAAAGCCUAAGAAAACUGCAUCAAAGAGCAAAAGUAACGUUGGAAGUUAUCUAAGUCGACUUAAUAUCUUUUGUAGUUUACUGAAUGUUAUACAGAUUGUUUAAGCUCCAAAGUUGUGUAUAGGCGUUAUCAACAUCAUAUCAAGGUCAAUGAAUGCCAUCAAAAAUCUUCUGGUAAACGACUGAGAAACAAGAAAAAUAUUCUACGCUACGGGACGAGUUCCCACUAUUUUACCAAAAAACCGCAUAUUAUGGAGAUUAUUUUAGUUUCUCGGCCACCUUAUCCACCCGAUAUUACUCCUCUUUACUUUGUUGCUAUUUCCAAAAAUUGCGUCAAAGGGUGAUAGAUAUUUAAGUUAGGGUGAAGUGCGACUUGUCUGUUUGAAGCUUUACUGCAUAUUACAAGGCGUCCUUAACCUUCCGAUAACCAACCUUUUUUUGUUACACGGAUGACCAACGGGGGUAAAAAAUGACCCCAGGUCAAAAAUGACCUGGAAUGAAUGUUUUCAGCAUUUAAAUCUUCAUCUAACAAUACAUCCUCGUUUUCUGAUACUAUUUCAUCUUCUAUAUCAUCAUAAAAAUCACUAGCAGUAACAAUUUCCUGUAACUCAGCUUCAGUAAGAUAUUUGCGGGCCAUAUCUUAUAUGUACACAAAAUACUAAGAAACUAUAAUAAUAUACGCCAGGAAAUAAUAAUAAUGACUAACUGUAGCAGACAGCAAUGUCAUGAUUCGUACAUAACAGGCACCACAGUCUAAAAAUAGAUUUUGAUAACGCGCAGUGUAAAACUACUUGGAAUUCCACAUAAUAGACGGUAUUUUACUAAACAUCAACUUCAGAAUAUAUUUUUAUUCGUAAAAUAUAGGGAAUUUUUUUUAUUUCAAAAUUUGAGGAUAUCUAGAAUGAUAUUAAAGUCAAAUAAAAAAAAUAUGGAGUUAAAAAUUGAAAAUACUUUUGAAUUUAUUAAAGAAAAACAUAUGCUGGUGUCCAAAUUUACCCCCCCCCCCUUGGUCAUCCGAAGGUUAAGAUACAAAUAGGUUUAUGGGCGUUCUAAAAAUCGUAGCAUGGUCAGUCUGGUUCAAUCAGUUUCUUAUACUUUAGUCACUGAAGUCAGUAUCAACUUGUGUUGUGUUAUUCAAAUUUUGACUUCCACUGAAAGUGGCUAGAAAACAGUAUAGCCAUAAUACUAAUUGUUUUUUUGAAAAUUGCUCAGGCCCGUCGAUUGGUAUUUCAAAUUAUCCUUUUUGACAUACAAUAAUAAUGUAUACAGGGUGGCCCAAUUAAGAGAUAUGACGUCAUCGUUGAUUUUCUUAAAUGGCAACACUGUCAUUUUGAUAGCUAUUUUGGUAGGGUGUGUAAAGUUAUACAUAAAUGCAAAACAUCAAAUUUUUAUUCUCUACCAUUUACAAGAUAAUAAAAAAUAACAAAGUUAUGUCUAAUUUGGAAUAAAUUCAAUAAUAAUUCAAAUACUAAUUGUUUUUUUGAAAAAUGACCAGACCCGUCGAUUAGUAUUUCAAAUUGUCAUUUUUGACGUAUAACAAAUAUGUUUACAGGUUGUCCCAAUUUAGAGAUAUGACGGCAUCGUUGAUUUUUUUAAAUGGCAACACUAUCAUUUUGACAGGGUGUGUGAAGUUAUACAUAACUGCAAAAUUUCAAAUUUUUAUUCCCUACCAUUUAUAAUAUGAUAAUAAAAAAUAACAAAGUUAUGAAAAACAAGUAAUCAAAUAAUAAUUGAAUUUAAUUAUUUCAAUUAAGCAAAUGCUCAUAAUGUUGCCCAUUGACUAUUUGAUAAUAAUUGAAGGCAACAUUAUGAGCAUUUGCUUAAUUGAAAUAAUUAAAUUCAAUUAUUAUUUGAUUGCUUGUUUUUCGUAACAUUGUUAUUUUUUAUUAUCUUGUAUAUGGUAGGGAAUAAAAAUUUGAAAUUUUGCAGUUAUGUAUAACUUUACACACCCUAUCAAAAUAGCUAUACACUUUUGAAUGUAUUAAAGAAAAACAUACGCUGUGGGUGUAAAAUGUGUAACUUUACACACCCUAUCAAAAUAGCUAUCAAAAUGACAGUGUUGCCAUUUAAGAAAAUCAACGAUGCCGUCAUAUCUCUAAAUUGGGACCCCUGUAUAUAUUAUGAUUAUAUGUCAAAAAUGACAAUUUGACAUACUAAUCGACGGGUCUGAACAUUUUUCAAAAAAACGUUUAGUAUUUGAAUUAUUGAAUUUAUUGCAAAUUACAUAUUAUAACUUUGUUAUUUUUUAUUAUAUUGUAAAUGGUAGAGAAUAGAAAUUUGAUAUUUUGCAGUUAUGUAUAACUUUACACACCCUAUCAAAAUGACAGUUUUGCCAUUUAAGAAAAUCAACGAUGACGUAAUAUCUCUAAAUUGGGACAACCUGUAUACAUUAUUAUUGUAUGUCAAAAAGGACAAUUUGAAAAACUAAUCGACGCGACGGGUCUGAGCAUUUUUCAAAAAAACGAUUAGUAUUUGAGAUAUUGAAUUUAUUCCAAAUUACAGACUCACUCUGUAUAGGUACCAAGCACACGUGCCCAUAGCCAAUAUUAAUUGUCAUUUAAAAGUAAAAAAUUAUUUACAUAAUAAAAUUAAUUUUUGGAAAACGUUCGUAAAGUUCUGCAAGCAAACUAAUAGAGUCAUUCAUAUUCAGCGGGGUGAUUCUUCAAAGUUUGAAGUUCUAUUAACAAGGGAUCUACCUGCUUUAUGGAAUGAUCCCUUGUUUAUUUAAGUACACAUUUCCAUCAAUAGUAGCCCGCUGAGCUGAAUAUUAAUGACUAUCUUAGUGUGCUUGCAAAACUAUAACUUAGGCAAUCUCAAAUAACUUGUAUAUUUUGGUUUUCUGUAUGAUUUCUUUUUGACAAUUUGUCUAAAAUAGGUGUACAUAUAUAUUGUAUAGAUACAAUGAAUUGAAUCGGGUACUCAGGUUGAUUCAUGAAACGAAAGAAGCACAAAAAAGUGGUUAGAAAUAAUAAAUAGUUUUGUAUGUUUAUCUUUUUUCAUUCUCUACAAGUGGCGAAUCUACAAAUUUUUUUGUGGGCAGAAGAGGGACUUCCAAUGAAACAACAACCAAAAGACAUAAGAAAGAUAAACCAAAACCCUUCCAAAAUUAUGUACAUAAAAGACAUAAAUAAUAACUUAUAUGCAUUAAGUUCCCCUUUAAUUUUCCUAACUAUCGGGUUUAUUUGGUUGAAUUUGAUUGGCUGUAAGUUUCAUGUCAGCUAAUUUUUUAUGUUUCAACAAUGUUUUCUUUAAUUUUGGACCUUGAUGGAGAAAGGGGGAAAUUUCCCCAUUUUCCCUCCUCGUCUAUCAGUCACUGGUCUUUGUUGGUAGAGAAACUUUGUGUGGGAGCGAAUUCGGACAGUAUCAAAGUUCUGUUUUAAUUCUCUUAACUCAGUGUUUCCAUUGUUUACAAUUUCACACGAGAAAUUUCACAAUUGUAAGUCCGACUUACUAUCAGAACCAGACAAUUGAUACAGUGAUCAUUUACUGCCAUGCUUCUUCUUCUUCAUGUGCCAUCUUGUCUAAGAAGGUCGGCAACCAUCAUGGUAAUUCGCACCUUCGAUACCGCUGCUCUGAAGAGAUCAGCAGAAGUGCAGUUAAACCAGUGACGUGGGAAGGAGUUAAUCUCUCCUGUCCCCGAGUUAAACCAAGCUCUCAAAUUGUUUAAUCAGGAGAUGCGUCUUCUUCCUGACUCCUUCCACCCUGCAUUCUACCUUGUAUCAUUAAUUGAAAUGCUCGCCCUAUAUAUAUAUGUCAAAUAUAUUGCAGUUUUCUAACUUUAAUUGUAUUUAACACCUCCAAUUAUAAAUUGUAAAAUUCCCUCAUCUUUCUUAGUCUCAGCCUCAGCAUCCGUUAUGGCUUGCAAAUUGUAGAAGCCUAGGAGGUGUUACCAGAGAAGGUUCCCAUUGUAUUCAGUCUGGCAGGAUGUACAGUAACAUUUUUUGGUGUUGUUUUAUGUGCUAUUAGAUUGAAAACUUAAGUCUUUUCACCUCUCUUUCUUUUCCCAUUCUUCUCAACACCUCGAAAUUCAUGACUCUAUCCACCCAACUUAUUCUUAAUAUCCUUCUGUAGGCCCAUAACUCGAAGGUUUCUAAUCUGUCCGAAACAUAUUUCUUUAAUGUCCAAGCCUUCAACCUAUAAAACAGUAUGGAGAACACGUAGCAUCUCAGAAGUCUUAUCUUUAAAGAAAUUGUAAUAUCCCUGCCACGGAAUACUUUUUUCGGUUUGUUGAAAGCAUUUCUUGCCUUGCUUACAUUAUUAAAAUAUGAGUCUACACAAUGGCAAGAAAUAUCAUUUUUAAGUCGGGUCAUCUUUUAUUUAGACCCAGUAGUUAUCAAAUGUACCUCGUAUUAUAAUAUAACGAUCAUGUUACUAUAUAGUCCAGGGUCCAGGGCGCAUCUGUUUUGAGAUGGACGUUGAGAGGUGACCCAUAUUUUUUGCAGAAAUUUCUUGGAAUUAACUCCUAUAAUAAUAAUUGGGUUAUCCUCCCACUCAAAAAUGUCCGGAACAUUGUUUAGUUUAAAUAAUAAAAAUGUCAAAAAAUUAAGGAAAAAUUCGAUUAUUUUCUUCAUUUUUUAAAUAUAACUUUCAAAAUAUUCACUUUCGAGAAAAGUUGUACGGAUAUAAAAGUUACGUAAUUAAAUUUCCUACAAUAUAGGAUUAGUUACAAAUUUUAAAAAGUGUCACCCUUGUGGCAAAAUAGCAAUAAUUGCGAAAAAAAACAUAAAAAAAUAAGUAUUUGCAUUUUACGUUUUUCAACCAUUUAUGCUACACUUAGGACCUUCAUAUUUUACCCAGAAAAACUAUGUAAUAUAGUAAAACAAUACUGUAAAUUUUUUUUUUACGAGCGUGCAAAAAUGUCUUUUUUUGCGCACGCAUUUUAGUUUAGAAAGUUUCACUUUUCCGCACGCGUGUUACUUUUCCGCACGCGGUUUUUACUUUUCCGCACGCGUGUUAAUUUAGAUAUGUUAAUAUGGCCUUAAAGUAAUUAUAAUACAUACAAUAAACUAAUAUUUAGAUAUUAUUUACUAAUUUAUUUCAAAUAUAUCUUAUUGUGUUCCUGUUUUAAUAAAAUUAACGCGACAAUUCGAUGAAAUAAAAUUAUUUUGAUAUAAUAUUCGAAAGUCAAAUCGGUAGACAAUAACAGUCGUUUUGAAUCAUCGUCAUGGAAACCAAGAUCGUCGUCAUGCUAACUAAUUAUAUUGAAAGUUUGGUUUUGACAACCUUGUCAAAGAAUUAAUUUGUGUAUGUAUUUUCAUAUUAAUUAAAUUAAUUGAUUAAGAUUUGGUAAUUUUUUAAAGACUCUUAGAAAAAAUAUUGUUCCUAACUCUUGCAGAAAGUCUCUUUUCCGCACUCGACUGCUUGCCGAACUCCCGCUUCGCGUCGUUCGGCAAACUGCAGUAGCGUGCGGAAAAGAAUGACUUUCUGCACUUGUUAGGAAAAUAACUAUUAAUAUCGGUGCAAUAGAUUUUGCAAAAUAAAUUUUGCAAUCCAGCUUUCGCAAAAAAAAUUAAUUUUUUCAAAAUGUUGCAGGACUGAAAAUAAAGCAGAUAGCAAGUUGAAAUUUUUUUAAAUAUAGAAGAAUACCGUACAUUUCAUUUGCAAUUUUUAAAAUUAAAAUCCAUUAACUACCACGGCAGGAAUUUUUUUAAAUAAACAUCAUAGGCGUCACCAGGGGGGGGGUUUUGGGGGUUAUAACCCCCCCCCCCCAUUGGGAUGUACUUUGAGCUAUAUACGCUUAACACCAUAGCCCUCAUAGACCUUCCAGUAGUUGUAACCCCCCCUUUCAGGUAGUUGUAACCCCCCCCUUAGGAUCAUCCUGGUUACGCCUAUGAUAAACAUUAGUUUUUGGUGCUACGUGCAGGACAGCGGUGUUCGAUUCACACAAGUUGAGUUCCACCAAAAUUUCUUCCAAUCUUUAUCUAAGAUAUUAUUCUCUUACACUAUAUUUUGUUGUAUUUUAAUAUUUUAAUUCCACAAAAAUCAAACUAAUUUGAUUAUUGUUUGUGAAAUAUUAUUUAAACAGUUGCAUAUGUUUAAAAAUAAUAAACUUUUAUUCUCUAACUUAAAAUAUAAUAUGGACAAAGAAAGUUUUUGCCAAAAAAGUGUUAUUUCAAAGGACAGAGCAUGUGUUUUUAUUUUGCAAUAAACAAAUUUAUUUAUUUAUAUCGAAAUGUACUAAAAAUUAAAAUUUGUCAAUCAUUAUCAAAGGUCAUUGGAAUGCUAAAUCAGAGCAAACUAUCCGCUGUCCUGCGCGUAGCACCAAAAAAAAAUGUGUAUUUAAAAAAAAUUAUGACGCCGGUAGUGGUUAACCGAUUUUAAUUUUGCAAAUUGUAAAUAAAAGGUACGGUAUUCUGUUAUAUGUAUAAAAAAAUUAAACUUGCUGUCUGCUUUAUAUUCAGUCCUGAAAGAUUUUGAAAAAAUUACUUUUUUUGCGAAAGCUGGAUUGCAAAAUCUAUUCAACCGAUCUUAAUGAAAUUCACAGUAUUGUUUUCUUAUAUCAUAAAGUUUUUUUUGGUAAAAUAUAUGGCUAAAUGUAGCAUAAAUGGUUGAAAAACGUAAAAUACGAAUACUUGUUUUUUAUCGUUUUUUCGCAAUUGCUAUUUUGCUGCAACAAGGGUGACAAUUUUUAAAAUUUUUAACGAAUUCUAUAAUAUUGUAGGAAAUUUAUUCGUGCAACUUUUAUGUCAGUACAACUUUUCUCAGAAAUGAAUACUUUCAAAGUUAUAAUCAAAAAACGAAGAAAAAAAUCGAAUUUUUCCUAAAUUUUUUGACAUUUUGAUUAUUUAAACAAUGUUCGGGACCUCUUUGAGUGGGAGGAUAACUCAAAUAUUAUAAUAUGAGUUAUUUUCAAGCAAUCUCUGCAAAAAAAUAUGAGUCACCUCUCACCAUCAAAAUGUACUAAUAUUUUUACAGAUGCGACCUGGUCUAAUAAAAUACGUUCUGUGUCUGUAUUUCGUGCGUUCCAUGGGUUAUUUUGUUUACUGCGCAGGACCGUGAUCGUUACAUGGACGGUUUCUCGUUGUGUUGGAACAAACCUAUUCGCUCUGAGCGUUAACAAAGUGUCAAAGCAAAAUCGACCGACCUGCUCAUGGUGGCGGUUUUUUGAAAUUUUACCAGGACGCUUUGUGUAUGUUUAAAUGAGACAUUUAAAAAAAAUGCCGUGUCACGCUAGUGAUAUUAUGUAUUAAUAUAAACAGAAAAUAAAAACGCACUUCAUCUAAUAUAAAUUCUUCUAUUUCCAAUAUUGAUUAUCAGUUUGAUUUUGUAUACAUAACCUCACUAUCGCAGUUUAUGUCAAUAAAUCUUUAUUAACGAAAAAGAAAAUAUUUUUGUUGCACUAUAAAUUACAGUAUAAAUUAAUAACUAAUGAAUUCUAACAAUUGUAUUCGGUUAUUAUCACUACAAAAUAAAAUAUUCAAGUUUAACAAAAUAAUCCCAUAAGACUCAAUGUUAAAACGUCCUGACAAAAUGUGACAGCGUGUCACGUGACUGUAAAUAGAGGGGAGACGCACGGAGCCAAUAGUAAACAUGACACCAGUAAAGCAUUUCCUCUCAAUUUUUAGUAUCAUUGGUCUAUAAAUAAUCAGUUUUUAUCAAUCACUUUCAUAAAAAGUAUUCUAAGUAUACUUAAAUUAGGCUACUGUAUUUUCUCUAUAUAGAGUUGUGUGUGAGUCGUCAGUUUUAUGAUUGCUAAAAAUCAACAGAACGCUCAAAGAAUUAGCGGGAGAAUAUUUGGCAUUUGGCAGCUGCACAACAGCGUAGGAAUAUCUAAUGCGUAUAAAAAACGGAAUUUUCCAUUUAUGGGACAGCGUUGCCACAUCGUAUGAGAGAAAAUACGUUUUUGAAAAAGACUGAUAUAUAUGUUUUUGUAAACACUUAUGUCUUACCUCUUUCACAAUUAAGAAACGGAAACUUGAAUACAUCGGUCGUAUUAUUAGACAUAAUAAAAAUAUCGUGUACUGCAACUGAUAAUACAGGGUGAAAUAGAGAGCAAUCGCGGACUCGGAAGAAGAAGACACUCAUGACUUCAAAUCUUACGCCAAUGGUUUGGACUAUCAUCGAUCGAGUUAUUCAGAAACGCCGAAAACAAAAUUAAAAUUACUGUGAUGAUGGCCAACGGACAAGGCACAUGGAGAAAAAGAAACACCUAUGACAAAUGAAUAAAUGGGAAAAGAAAAGUAUUUUAAAAGUGUAAAAAUAUUUAAUUCCUAGCUGAGGUUUUCGGCUUACAAAGCCAUCUUCAGAGCUAUGGUCAAAAACCAUAAAGUACCACUGCUAAAGAGGGAUCCCAUUUUUAUUGAAAAAAUUUAUAAAAUUCUUCUUAAGUUAAAAAACUGAGACGAUGGUUGAAAAAACAAAAAACAUCUAACAAACGGCACAUUAGGACUUCACCAAAAGAAA